CUGUCAGUCUCGGUCCGGCUCUCAGGCUGCGCUCACAUUCUCAUACGGUUAUUGGCUGAGGUGCGGGGGGGCUCUCUCUCCUGAUUCCCUUCUCCCCCUGACUCCGGGGUUCAGCUGAGGUGCGGGGGGGCCGCCACUUACUGCAGUGUUGGGAACCGCCGGUGUCUGGCAGCUGAGUGGGGCCGCAGGCUGAGCCCAAGCUCAAUAUGGGGGAUGUGACCGUUAUGCCGAGUCUUCGGGUAUCCAGGGCAUCUAUGGACCUCCCCCUGGCACAGUUGUCUCUGCCCGCAGCGGCGCCCGCCUUCACCCUGCCCCCGAGGAACUGCCGCGUCUCCGCCGGAAGCACCGCCCGGUUUGACGUCAAGGUUAAUGGCCGCCCCGACCCUCAGGUCACAUGGUACAGAAAUGCGCAGCCCGUGCAGAGCGGCGACCGGUGUGAAGUGGCGCAGGGAAUCCGGGGGAAUUUCUCCCUUGUGAUCAGAAAUGUCACUGAAGGCGACAGCGGGAAAUACACGUGCGAGGCUGUCAAUGAUGGCGGCGUCCGACAGGUCACAGUAGAACUGACUGUGGAAGGUUCUGCUGCAAUGAAAUACAGCCUGCCUUCCAGCACAAGGACUCUUGGGUAAGUACCUGGGGUAAGUACCCAGGGUGUCCCAUUACAGGGCAUAAU
Messenger RNA from Xenopus tropicalis (tropical clawed frog), 670 nucleotides. RefSeq names its product myosin light chain kinase, smooth muscle-like. The transcript has 4 exons. The coding region runs from base 207 to 626 and encodes 139 amino acids. NCBI's taxonomy places the organism in Eukaryota, Metazoa, Chordata, Amphibia, Anura, Pipidae. The record is from RefSeq and is a predicted model, not a curated record.